AUGUCGGUGGUAGCGCCAACCCGUGAGCAAAUUUUGAUGCUGUACCGAGCGCACCUUGCGACGGCGCGCUCUUUUGCAUCUUACAACUUCCGCGAAUACUUCGUGCGUCGCACUCGCGACCAGUUCCGAGCACUCUUGUACCCAGAGACGUCGUCGGCUGCAGAGAACGUGAACGCAAGCAACAGCUUGCUCUCCAACGUGCCGACUACCAAUAAGGCCAUGCCGUCGGUGCAGCCCAUGUCGGCGGACAAACUGAGCAAAUUUUACCAAGAGGCUACGGAAGAGCUCCAAGUGCUCCAGCGCGCGGCCAUUACGAACCGCAUGUAUGCCGGCGAGCGCUUAGUCGUGGAGGACGAGGCGCAUCGUGAAUGGAUCGUGCGGUCCUCGGACGACCUGGGUCGUGAGGCAGCAUCGUAG
This is a messenger RNA of Malassezia restricta, 417 nucleotides long. Its product is annotated as LYR motif protein 4. Gene Ontology annotation, biological process: iron-sulfur cluster assembly. Lineage: Eukaryota; Fungi; Basidiomycota; Malasseziomycetes; Malasseziales; Malasseziaceae. The transcript has a single exon. The coding region runs from base 1 to 417 and encodes 138 amino acids. Gene Ontology annotation, cellular component: L-cysteine desulfurase complex; mitochondrion. The record is from RefSeq and is a predicted model, not a curated record.